AUGGAACCUAUUGUUAAUGAGUUUUCAUAAGUAAAUGAUGAUUCAGUCGAAAAAGAGAAGGCCUAAAUUAAAAAUAUCAUAGUAUUUGAAACAGCAGGAACAUUAUUAUUGAUCUAUGGAGCAUUAGCUACAGAAACAAAUUUCGGAGUAGCUCUUGUUUAUUUCAUUGGAUUAGUGGUAUGUGCAAGGUUAAGCGGAGGAUACUUCAAUCCUAUUUGCACUUUAAUAGGAUAUAUAGAUGGAUCGAUUUCUAAGAAAAAAGCCAUUUAUUAUGUUGGAGCUUAAACAGUUGCAGGUUUAAUAGCAGGGAUGUUAUUGAUGCCAAUGUUUGCAUCCAAAUAAACAUUGCCAUAUUUCGAAAGAUUACCAUCACAUUAAGUCUUUGGAACAAUGAUGUCUGAAAUAGCUGGCUCCAUCAUCUUUUUCACAUUCAUACAAAUUUAGACUGCAGAAAACACUAAAAUAACGACUACUCCUGUGCAAUCCGCCAUCUUUGUGAGUGUCAUUUAUUUCGUAGCUCGAUAAUACACUGCAACGAUGGGGAAUAGUUUAUUCAACCCUUCAGCUGCUUUUGGAUUACAAUUAUUUUAUGGAAUUUAUUAUGGAAAAUGGGAUUAAAUGAUUAAUUUAUUGAUGUACAUUCUUGGUCCUUGGAUUGGAGCAUUGUUAGCAAUCACCUUCUUUUGGAAAAUCUAUACUCCAACUCUUGUUAGUAAAUAGUCAAAUUGAAUUUCAUAUUAAUACAAUAUUAAUUUUAUACGGUUAUUAA
This is a messenger RNA of Paramecium tetraurelia, 769 nucleotides long. RefSeq lists its product as uncharacterized. Gene Ontology annotation, cellular component: membrane. The record is from RefSeq and is a predicted model, not a curated record. Gene Ontology annotation, biological process: transmembrane transport; water transport. Gene Ontology annotation, molecular function: water channel activity. Lineage: Eukaryota; Ciliophora; Oligohymenophorea; Peniculida; Parameciidae. The transcript is spliced from 5 exons.